AUGGGUCCCCGGGUAGUGGCGUCUGCGCUGGCGCUCUCCUGCCUGCUGCUGGCGAGUGCCUCGCCGGCGUCAGCGGCCACGGCCGCGGAGGACACGGAGCUGGCGCCAGUCGUCAACGUCGAGCAGGGAAAGGUGGCGGGAUCCACCAUGCUGUCCCGGCGUGGGAAGCGUUUCUUCGCCUACGUGGGCAUUCCGUACGCCGAGCCUCCACUUUGGGACCUCCGCUUCCAGGUUGCACAGAAGCCAGACAACUGGGACGACGUUUUCAACGCAACGAAAGAAGGAAGUCCCUGCCCUCAGCUGAAUGCAGAGGGGAAGUACAUUGGGAACGAAGACUGCCUGUACAUCAACAUUUUCACACAUCUGGUUCCUGAUGAUGGCAACGUAAACGACAUUAUCAGGGUGAUGAGGGACGUCAUUGUGGUAAUUCACGACGGCGGCUUCACGACGGGCAGCGGCAGCUUGUCCAGGUUCUCUCCAGAACACCUCAUGGACCACAACGUCGUUCUCGUCACCUUCAACUAUCGGCUCGGCCCGCUGGGCUUCCUGGCGGCUGGGGAUAUGUCGCUGCCUGGCAACGUGGGCCUCAAGGACCAGUCGAUGGCGCUGCGCUGGGUGCUGCGUAACGGCCCCAUGUUCGGCGGCAACCCGCACAGCGUGACGCUGCUCGGCGUCGAGGCGGGCGCCGCCAGCGCGCACUACCACAUGUUCACGCACCUCUCCUUCCGCAAGUUCGCGCGCUCGGUGUCGCUGUCCGGGACGGCGCUGAGCCCCUGGGCGCACGUGUCGACGGCGGAGGCGCGGCGGCGCGCCUUCCGGCUGGGCGAGCUGGUCGAAUGUCCUCCGGAGCAGCUGCACGACGGCCAGGGACUGCGGCAGUGCCUCUCCAAGAAGCGCGCCAAGUUCCUGGUCCGCAAGGCCGCCAAAGUACUCGACGGGUUCGGCCGGCCGGCAUGGCCUUUCGUGCCCGUGACGGAGCCGUUCCUGGGCCGCAACAUCUCGUUCGUGCCGCAGCCCGUCACCGACAUGGUGCAGGCCCUGGGCAGGCGCAAGCUGCAGGACCAGCUGCCCUGGCUCAUCGGCACCACCAGCCACGAGGGGCUCCAGCAGGCGCUGGGUGAGUGUCGCCCUCAGCACGAGGCGCCAGUGUUACGAAGUAAGACGUAG
Molecule: messenger RNA, 1167 nt
Organism: Schistocerca piceifrons (Central American locust)
Lineage: Eukaryota; Metazoa; Arthropoda; Insecta; Orthoptera; Acrididae
Product: venom carboxylesterase-6-like
Exons: 6
Coding region: 1-1167 (388 amino acids)
Source: RefSeq, a predicted model, not a curated record